AUGACUAUGAUUCAAAAUAUUUUUACUCGACCAAGUGUCUUUGAUGGGAGUUUACCAAUAUCCAUGGUGGAAGAUGUCACUGGGCUUCACCCUUAUCAGUUUUGGAUAAAUGUGCAGUACAGCAUCUUUUUUAAAGAACACAAACAGGAUGUAGCAACCUACAUUACAACAGCAUCAGAACAGAUGGUUAUUGACUAUAUCUCUUCUCCAGAAAUAGCAUUCCUGAAGAGUCUGAGUGGGAAGCUUAGAAGUGGCAAGACAAAGCUCAUAUUCCGAUUCUUAGAAGUGGAUGAUGUGGAACCUUCCGCUAAACAAACAUAUAAAGCUCUCCUAACUGAUCUUUCCACUAUCAAGUCAUUUGCUUCUGGGAUUCUUGUUCCCAAAAGCUACAUCUGGCCCGUUAACAAAGAUCAAUAUCUAGAGCCCCAUACUUCUUUGGUCACAGAUGCUCACAACCUGGGCCUAGAAGUUUAUGCAUCCAAUUUUGCAAAUGACAUGCCUGCAAGUUACAACUAUAGCUUUGAUCCGACUGCAGAGUACCUGCAGUUUAUUGACAACUCAAAUUUCUCUGUUGAUGGUGUGCUUACGGAUUUUCCUUCGACAGCAUCAGAAGCUGUGGCUUGUUUGGCACACAACAAGAACAACACACUGCCCACUGAAGGAAGACCGCUAAUUAUAACACACAAUGGUGCCAGUGGGGUCUUUGCGGGGUGCACUGAUCUUGCCUAUCAACAAGCAGCAGAAGAUGGUGCUGACAUACUUGACUGUUCAGUGCAGAUGUCAAAGGAUGGAGUAGUCUUCUGUUUGGAUUCAGCUGAUCUUAUGGGUCACACAACAGCAAUAAAAACGUUUAUGCCUCGAGCAACAGUAGUGCCUGAGAUACAAAAAGAAAAUGGAAUCUUUUCAUUUGACCUCACAUGGAGUGAGAUUCAGAGCUUGAAGCCGGAGUUGACAACCCCAUUAUCUCAGUCUGGCUUGGCAAGAAAUCCAGCAGCCAAAAAUCAGGGCAAGUUCAUGACACUGACCGACUUCUUGGAGUUUGCAAAAAAGAGCACAGUCGCUGGAGUUUUGAUCAACAUAGAGAAUGCUGGUUACCUCGUUUCAAAGAAAGGUCUUGGGAUCGUAGAAGCAGUCUCCACCGCAUUGACAAAUGCCAGUUACGACAAACUACCAAAAAAGCAAGUGUUAAUCCAGUCUGAUGAUACGGCAGUCCUCUCUGCAUUCAAGAAAAAUUCUGGCUACAAACGAGUACUCUAUGUUAAGGAGACAAUAAGUGAUGCUCCAAAGCCAACCGUUGAUGAGAUCAAACACUCUGCAGAUGCAGUUAACCUUCCUAGAUCAUCUAUUGUUGCUGACUCAGGCUUCUUCGUCUCUGCCUUCACUGGCGUGGUUGAUAAGAUGCAUGCAGCAAACAUAUCUGUUUAUGUUUCGGUCCUGAGGAACGAGUUCUUGGCAAUAGCAUUUGAUUACUUCUCGGACCCCAUGGUUGAGCUCGCUACCUAUGUUGCAGGUGUUCAAGUUGAUGGUGUUGUGACCGAGUUUCCAGCAACUCUGGCCGCAUACUUGAGGAGCCCAUGCUCUAACAUGAAUGCCAAAUUGCCCUACUCCAUCUUACCGGUUGAGCCUGGUAGUCUCCUCUCACUGGUUUCGCCUGAAGCAUUGCCUCCAGCCGAAGCCCCUGCGCCUGUUCUUGCGGUCGCCGACAUCCAAGAUCCACCACUGCCGCCGGUUGCAGAUCUUUCUGACAAGGCAUCAGUCACCGCUGCACCCCAGACUUCGCCACCACGGAGUGGACAGUCAGCGAUCGCCGUGAACGCAGCUCUUUCUCUUUUGAUAGUGAUGCUCAGCUUCGUUCAGCUGAGGUUUCUCUGAUAUGGUGCCUUCAUCUGAUUCAACUUGUGAAUGUUGGCUGUGUGUUCUCGAAUCGAUUGGAUUACUAAU
Messenger RNA from Musa acuminata subsp. malaccensis (wild Malaysian banana), 1941 nucleotides. Lineage: Eukaryota; Viridiplantae; Streptophyta; Magnoliopsida; Zingiberales; Musaceae. The record is from RefSeq and is a predicted model, not a curated record.